AUGAAGGAGCAGGCGGCAAUACAACGAUCAUCAGCAAAAUGUAGUAAUGCAGGUUCUGCAUGUAAAGCUACCGUUAUCGGUGGCCCUGUGAAAAACCCAAGCCCUGUCUGUUUAGGUUUGCAACAGGCUGUGUGCUUGGUGGUCCCCUUACCUGAUUGCUUCUGUGCUCACCAGUUGCUGGGGUCCAGCUGCAGGCAGCACGAACAGGGGCUCCCAAGGGGCAAGGGGAUUGAUGAAGGAGAUGGAGAGAAGGCUGAAGGCACAGCUCUGUUAAUUCCAGCAACAUCCUUAGUUCUAUACACAUUCUACGUAACAGGAACCGGGUUAGGAUCUCAGAAGAAAGGAGGAGGAGAAGGAGGAGGAGGAGGAGGAUCAGGGAAGCUGGAGGCAGCUGGUGGUGGGUCCCGUGAAAUCUGGUGCUGCGGGAGGGUCGGGGAGGCUGCUGGGGUUGGGUCAGCUCCGGGCCGGGCGCCUGGGGUCCCGGAGCUUCGGUCUCGGCCAGGGGAGACUCGAAGGCGGCUGCACGGGGACUGUGCCCUGCCUGCGGGCUGGUCCCGGAUUGAUUGGUAUCGGAUUACAUGCUUAUGUGGUAUACCAAAUCAAGUGAAUAUUGAAAUAUGUUCUUUCUAUUUUAGCUGGACCAGCCCAAUUUUGAAGAAAGGCUAUAGACAGCGCCUAGAAUUGUUGGACAUAUAUCAGAUCUCUUCUGCUGAUUCUGCUGAUAAUCUGUCUGAAAAGUUGGAAAGGGAAUGGGAUAGAGAACUGGCUUCAAAGAACAAUCCCAAACUUAUUCAUGCCCUUCGACGAUGCUUUUUCUGGAGAUUUACGUUCUAUGGGAUCUUACUGUAUUUAGGGGAAGUCACCAAAGCAGUACAGCCACUUUUACUGGGAAGAAUCAUUGCUUCUUAUGAUCCAGAUAACAAGGCAGAACGAUCCAUUGCCAUUUACCUAGCCAUAGGUUUAUGUCUGCUUUUUAUUGUGAGGACACUGCUCCUACAUCCAGCCAUUUUUGGCCUUCACCAUAUUGGAAUGCAGAUGAGGAUAGCUAUGUUUAGUUUAAUUUAUAAGAAGAUGAAAUCUAUCCUUCUGAAUCUGUAUUUCCCUUUGACCAAUUUUGAUAGCAAAUAUCUAACGGAACUAAAGUUGACCCGGAAGGCAGCCUAUGUGAGAUACUUUAAUAGUUCAGCCUUCUUCUUCUCUGGCUUGUUUGUGGUGAUUUUGUCUGUGCUUCCCUAUGCGUUCAUCAAAGGAAUCAUUCUUCGAAAAAUAUUUACAACCAUCUCCUUCUGCAUCGUUCUGCGCAUGGCAGUCACACGACAAUUCCCAGGGGCUGUGCAAACAUGGUAUGACUCUCUCGGAGCAAUAAACAAAAUACAGGAUUUCUUACAAAAGCAAGAAUACAAGACACUGGAAUAUAACCUAACAACCACAGAAGUAGUGAUGGAGAAUGUAACAGCCUUCUGGGAAGAGGGAUUUGGGGAAUUAUUUGAGAAAGCAAAAUUAAACAAUAAUAACCGAAAGAUUUCCAAUGGUGACAGUAAGCUCUUCUUCAGUAACUUUUCCCUUCUUGGUACGCCUGUCUUGAAAAAUAUCAACUUCAAGAUAGAGAAAGGACAGUUACUGGCAGUUGCUGGAUCUACUGGAGCAGGCAAGACAUCACUCCUGAUGAUGAUUUUGGGAGAGUUGGAGCCUUCAGAGGGUAAAAUAAAGCACAGUGGAAGAAUUUCAUUCUGUUCUCAGUUUUCCUGGAUCAUGCCUGGUACCAUCAAAGAAAACAUUGUUUUUGGUGUUUCCUAUGAUGAGUAUAGAUAUAGAAGUGUCAUCAAAGCAUGUCAACUGGAAGAGGAUAUCUCCAAGUUUGCAGAGAAAGACAACAUAGUUCUUGGAGAAGGUGGAAUCACACUGAGUGGAGGUCAACGUGCAAGAAUUUCUUUAGCAAGAGCAGUAUACAAAGAUGCUGAUUUGUACCUCUUAGACUCUCCUUUUGGACACCUAGAUGUUCUAACUGAAAAACAAAUAUUUGAAAGCUGUGUCUGUAAAUUGAUGGCUAACAAAACUAGGAUUUUGGUCACUUCUAAAAUGGAACAUUUAAAGAAAGCUGACAAAAUAUUAAUUUUACAUGAGGGUAGCAGCUAUUUUUACGGGACAUUUUCUGAACUCCAAAACCUACGGCCGGACUUUAGUUCAAAACUCAUGGGAUUUGAUUCUUUCGACCAAUUUAGCGCGGAAAGAAGAAAUUCAAUCCUCACGGAGACCUUACGCCGUUUCUCCUUAGAAGGAGACGUUUCUGCCUCCUGGAAUGAAUCCAGAAAACAAUCUUUUAAGCAGACUGGAGAGUUUGGAGAAAAGAGAAAGAACUCUAUCCUCAAUUCAAUCAACUCCGUAAGGAAAUUUUCAGUGGCACAGAAGCCUCCUUUACAGAUCAACGGCAUCGAAGAGGAUUCUGAUGAGUCCCUAGCAAGAAGACUGUCCCUGGUUCCAGAUUCUGAGCCAGGAGAGGGAAUUCUGCCUCGCAGCAACAUGAUCAACGCGGGCCCCACGUUUCAGGGUCGGAGGAGACAGUCUGUUCUGAACUUAAUGACACAUUCACCUAGCCAGGGCCCGAGCAUUCAUCGCAGGACCACAGCCUCCACCAGAAAAAUGUCGUUGGCUCCUCAGGCAAGCUUAACGGAGAUGGAUAUUUAUUCCAGACGCUUAUCUCAAGAGAGUGGUAUAGACAUCAGCGAAGAAAUUAAUGAAGAAGAUUUAAAGGAGUGCUUUUUUGAUGAUGUAGAGAGCAUACCAGCAGUUACCACAUGGAAUACAUACCUUCGAUAUAUCACCAUCCACAAGAACUUGAUUUUUGUGCUAAUUUGGUGCUUAGUUAUUUUUCUGGUUGAGGUAGCUGCUUCUUUGGUUGUGUUGUGGUUACUUAAAAACAUUCCUCCUCAAGAUGAUAGAAACAGCACCAAAAGUACAAACAACAGCUAUGCUGUGAUUAUCACCAACACCAGCUUCUAUUACAUUUUUUACAUUUAUGUGGGAGUGGCCGACAGUUUGUUUGUUCUGGGGAUCUUCAGAGGUUUGCCACUGGUACAUACACUGAUCACGGUGUCGAAAAUUUUACAUCACAAAAUGUUACAUUCUGUUCUUCAAGCACCCAUGUCAACCCUCAACACACUGAAAACAGGUGGGAUUCUCAAUAGAUUCUCCAAAGAUAUAGCAGUUUUGGAUGAUCUUCUGCCUCUUACCAUAUUUGACUUCAUUCAGUUGCUAUUAAUUGUGAUUGGGGCGGUGGCCGUAGUCUCCAUUUUACAACCCUACAUCUUCCUAGCAUCUGUGCCUGUGAUAGCAGCCUUUGUCCUUCUGAGAGCUUACUUUCUCCGCACCUCCCAGCAACUCAAACAACUGGAGUCUGAAGGCAGGAGCCCAAUUUUCACUCAUCUUGUGACAAGCUUAAAAGGAUUAUGGACACUUCGUGCCUUUGGACGUCAGCCUUAUUUUGAAACAUUGUUCCAUAAAGCUCUGAAUUUACACACUGCCAACUGGUUCUUGUAUCUGUCAACACUGCGCUGGUUCCAGAUGAGAAUAGAAAUGAUUUUUGUCCUCUUCUUCAUUGUUGUUACUUUCACUUCCAUUUUAACCACAGGUGAAGGUGAAGGAUCAAUUGGCAUUAUUCUAACUUUAGCUAUGAAUAUCAUGAACACAUUGCAAUGGGCUGUAAACUCCAGCAUUGAUGUGGAUAGUUUGAUGCGCUCUGUGAGUCGAAUCUUUAAGUUUAUUGACAUGCCAACAGAAGAAGGUAAUUCUGCCAAAUCAACAAAACCAUCCAAAGACAGUCAGCUCUCAAAGGUUAUGAUUAUCGAGAAUCAGCUGGUGAACAAAGAUGACAUCUGGCCUUCAGGAGGCCUAAUGACUGUCAAAGACCUCACAGCAAAAUACGUUGACGGUGGGAACGCCAUAUUAGAAAACAUUUCCUUCUCAAUCAGUCCUGGCCAGAGGGUAGGCCUCUUAGGAAGAACUGGAUCAGGGAAGAGCACUUUGUUAUCAGCUUUUCUGAGGCUUCUGAACACUGAAGGAGAAAUCCAGAUUGAUGGUGUGUCUUGGGAUUCAAUAACUUUGCAGCAGUGGCGAAAAGCCUUUGGAGUGAUACCUCAGAAAGUAUUCAUCUUUUCUGGAACAUUUAGAAAAAACUUGGAUCCAUAUGAACAGUGGACUGACCAAGAAAUAUGGAAAGUUGCAGAUGAGGUUGGACUCAGAUCUGUGAUAGAACAGUUUCCUGGGAAGCUUGACUUUGUCCUUGUGGAUGGGGGUUAUGUGCUAAGCCAUGGUCACAAGCAGUUGAUGUGCUUGGCCAGAUCUGUUCUCAGCAAAGCAAAGAUCUUACUGCUUGAUGAACCCAGCGCUCAUUUGGAUCCCAUAACGUAUCAAGUAAUUCGAAGAACUCUAAAGCAAGCAUUUGCCGAUUGCACAGUGAUCCUGUGUGAACACAGGAUAGAAGCAAUGUUGGAAUGUCAACAAUUUUUGGUCAUAGAAGAGAACAGAGUGAGGCAGUAUGACUCCAUCCAGAAGCUUCUGAGUGAGAAGAGCCUGUUCCGGCAGGCCAUCAGCACCUCAGACAGGGUCAAGCUCUUCCCACACCGCAACUCCAGCAAGCACAAGUCUCGAUCCCAAAUUGCAGCUCUGAAGGAGGAGACAGAGGAAGAGGUCCAAGAAACCCGACUCUAG
Messenger RNA from Dipodomys ordii (Ord's kangaroo rat), 4707 nucleotides. It is a transcript of the gene Cftr, whose product is annotated as cystic fibrosis transmembrane conductance regulator (ATP-binding cassette sub-family C, member 7). Lineage: Eukaryota; Metazoa; Chordata; Mammalia; Rodentia; Heteromyidae. The transcript is spliced from 28 exons. Gene Ontology annotation, cellular component: apical plasma membrane; cytosol; plasma membrane. The record is from RefSeq and is a predicted model, not a curated record. Gene Ontology annotation, biological process: bicarbonate transport; chloride transmembrane transport. Gene Ontology annotation, molecular function: ATP hydrolysis activity; ABC-type transporter activity; chloride channel activity. The coding region runs from base 1 to 4707 and encodes 1568 amino acids.